This is a messenger RNA of Neocloeon triangulifer, 901 nucleotides long. RefSeq lists its product as uncharacterized. Gene Ontology annotation, molecular function: odorant binding. Lineage: Eukaryota; Metazoa; Arthropoda; Insecta; Ephemeroptera; Baetidae. The record is from RefSeq and is a predicted model, not a curated record. The coding region runs from base 387 to 854 and encodes 155 amino acids. The transcript has 6 exons.
GUGCAGACAUUUCUCACAAUCAGUAGGUAGCUCAAGAUUUAUUUUUUAUGACGAAUUAGGUAAUUUUUAUGAUGAUCUUGCAAUUCUGUAUGCAAUAAUUGUAGCAGCUGCGAAAUACUAACGUACCUCUGCGUGUUAGAAAUUAAUGCAAACGAAAAAAAAAUUGCAAUUUAAUUUUUGUAUUUACCACAAUUUUUAAUGCAACAUGUCAAAUGAUAGUACAAUUGAAUGGAAAGAUAAAAAAGAAUAUGAAUAUAAUAACGUGGUUACUGUCCCGGUAAAUAGCUAAAUUUUGAGAGGACCGGAACUGUAUUAAAAUCCCCUGCUCAUUUUGGACGCAGCUCACUUUUCGCAUUGCACAUGCAAGUUGCUGUACUGUGUACUCGAUGCUGCCUGCAAUAGUGAUUUUGUUUCUUGUCUCCUUUGCACCGUUAGGGGAGACUAAAACAACUGCAGAAUGGAUUACGCUUGUCGCGGAAUCUAUCAAGGAGUGCAUCAAGGAAUUAAAGUUGGAAAAUGAGUUUGGCUCCACAUUUUCGUUUGACAAAGUUCUGAACAUGACAAAGCCAGAGGAAUUCUCAGCUAAUUUAAAGUGCCUGAUUAAAUGCGGAGCAGAGAAAUUAAACGGACAGGUGUUCUCCAAGGUGGAUGCUUUCAUUGAAAAGGACAUUGAAAUAACACAGGCUAUUAUGAAAGCAGAAAAUGUGUCGCUCAAGAAAAUUGUCUCUUAUUUGAAAGAAAGCAAGUCUUGCAAUGAGGAGUUGAGGAACAGUGGAAAAAGUGACUGCGAGACUUACAUCAUCUACUAUCUUUGCACAAAAAAGGUCUACGAUGCAGUCCUAAAAAUGAAUUGAAAGGAAUUUUUUAAAUUAUUAAUGAAUCAAUAAAAAAAAUUGCUUAC